ACCAGGCAACAGCAUGCUCUAUCUCCAAGAAACGGCCACAAACAGAAACUUUCAAGCUCUGAUGUAAUCAUUUCAUAAUCAUUUUUGUUUUUUAAAAAACAUUAAAAAGAAAAACAAAUUCUUCAAUUUUUCAGAAUCUCAAGGCUCAAACUACAAAGAGAGAGGAGAUUCAGAUAUAGACUCGGGAUCCGGAUCGUGAAGGAAGAAUGGAGAGCCAAGGGAAUUCGGACGCAAAGACGCCAUUGCUGAAGAAGCAGCAGAUUGGGGAGAGAAAGCGGAGCGAGUUACUGAGUCCACGAAACUCGGUCAGCACGCUGAGAAACGAGUUCGUUUCGAGGUUACCGGCGAAGGUGCUGUCUGGAGUUGAUGCGGAGGCUCCUUUUGACAUCGACAUGUCCAAAACCAAAGGCUUAAGUGGAGGAGAAAAGGAAUACUAUGAAAGACAAUUUGAGACCUUGAAAUCCUUCGAGGAAGUCGAUUCUUUAGUGGAUUCCGAUUUCUUAAUCGAGGAAAACAAUGAGGAACGCCAACAUGAAAGAGCAAUGAAGAUCUCUAAUUACGCAAAUGUUGUUCUGCUGGCAUGUAAGAUCUAUGCUACAAUAAAGAGUGGAUCCAUUGCCAUUGCUGCAUCAACGCUAGAUUCUUUGCUUGAUCUCAUGGCUGGUGGCAUACUUUGGUUCACUCAUGUGGCAAUGAAAAACACAAAUAUUUACAAGUACCCUAUUGGAAAAUUGAGGAUGCAGCCGGUGGGCAUAAUCAUCUUUGCUGCCGUAAUGGCUACACUUGGUUUCCAGAUUUUGGUCGAGGCUGUAGAAAAGCUCAUUAAAGACAAAGCGUCUAAAAAGAUGAGCACGGUGCAAUUGGAAUGGUUGUACUCAAUUAUGAUUGGUGCUACUCUGGUUAAACUAGCCCUGUGGCUGUACUGCAAAAGCUCAGGAAACAAGAUUGUCCGUGCCUAUGCAAAGGAUCACUAUUUUGAUGUGAUAACAAAUGUAGUAGGAUUGGUUGCAGCUGUUCUUGGUGAUAGAUUCUACUGGUGGAUUGACCCUGUUGGUGCCAUUCUCCUUGCUGUUUACACAAUCUCAAAUUGGUCCGAAACUGUCAUGGAAAAUGCAGUUUCACUUGUGGGAGAAUCAGCCUCUCCUGAAAUCUUGCAGAAAUUGACUUAUCUAGUCAUAAGGCACCCUAAAGUCAAGCGUAUCGACACAGUUCGUGCUUACACUUUUGGCGUACUUUAUUUUGUUGAGGUUGACAUUGAGCUCCCUGAAGAAUUACCUUUAAAAGAAGCACACACUAUCGGAGAGACCUUGCAGAACAAGAUUGAGAAACUCCCUGAAGUUGAAAGAGCAUUUGUUCAUCUUGACUAUGAAUGUGAACACAAGCCAGAACACACCGUUCAAAACAGGCUUCCCAACAACACUUAGCCUUGAUUUUUAGUAUCUCACUCAUGCCAUCAGUUGACUUCUACAAGCUUUUCUUUUCUGUCAAUCAUAUUGUUUUCGUAGUAAAAUGAAUCAAAUUUUUGUCGUCGGGAGGAUGAGAUAGCAAUACUGUUAUAGCACUUAUAUUCCUGGUGGAUGAAAAAGGUUUACCGAGAGUACACGAUGAGCGGAGGCAAAUAGUUGUACAUCGAGGUUUUUGGCAUAUAUGUAAUGUUACAGGGAUUGGGAACCUUCAUUCCUUACUUCUGAAGGAAGUGAGAUGGAAAGUUUUCUUGCUUGUUGAAGGUUCUCUUUUAGUA
Messenger RNA from Pistacia vera, 1741 nucleotides. Its product is annotated as metal tolerance protein 4-like. The record is from RefSeq and is a predicted model, not a curated record. Gene Ontology annotation, biological process: transmembrane transport; monoatomic cation transport. Gene Ontology annotation, molecular function: manganese ion transmembrane transporter activity. NCBI's taxonomy places the organism in Eukaryota, Viridiplantae, Streptophyta, Magnoliopsida, Sapindales, Anacardiaceae. Gene Ontology annotation, cellular component: membrane. The transcript is spliced from 7 exons. Bases 207 to 1424 code for a protein of 405 amino acids.